AUGGACAAUGAGCAAGAUCCUCGAAGGCAGGAUCCUCCAUGUGUCAAGCAACAACUUUACAUCAUACAUGAACAUUUAUGGCCAGACCAUAGCAUUAAUCGGACAGAUGUACAGUGCCAGCAUCGGUGGCAGAAGGUACUAAAUCCAGAACUUAUCAAAGGCCCAUGGACUAAAGAAGAAGAUCAACGGGUGAUAGAACUCGUACAGAAAUACGGCCCCAAGCGCUGGUCUGUCAUCGCUAAGCACUUAAAGGGAAGGAUCGGAAAACAAUGCAGGGAGCGGUGGCACAACCAUUUGAAUCCAGAAGUUAAAAAAACCUCCUGGACAGAAGAGGAAGAUAAAAUCAUUUACCAAGCACACAAAAGGCUGGGAAACAGAUGGGCAGAAAUUGCAAAGUUGCUGCCUGGACGAACUGAUAAUGCUAUCAAGAACCACUGGAAUUCCACAAUGCGUCGAAAGGUUGAACAGGAAGGUUAUCUGCAGGAGUCAUCCAAAGUCAGCCAGCCUUCACUAGCUACAAGUUUUCCGAAGAAUAACCAUUUAAUGAGCUUUGCCCAUACUCCACCAUCUGUACAUCUGCCAACAGACAGCCCAAGCCCGACUACCAAUGACUACUCCUAUUAUCAUAUUUCUGAGGCUCAAAAUGUCUCAGCUCAUAUCCCUUAUCCAGUAGCACUUCAUGUAAAUAUUGUUAAUGUUCCUCAGCCAGCUGCGGCAGCUAUUCAGAGACACUAUAAUGAUGAAGACCCUGAGAAAGAGAAACGAAUAAAGGAAUUAGAGUUGCUACUAAUGUCGACUGAGAAUGAACUGAAAGGGCAGCAGGCAUUACCAGCACAGAAUCAUACAUCAGAUUACCCAGGAUGGCACAGCACCACCAUUGCAGACAGUACCAGAACUAGUGGUAAUAGUGCACCCAUUUCCGCUUUGGGGGAGCAUCAGCACUGCACUCCAUCUCCGCCGGUUGACCACGGCUGCUUGCCUGAGGAAAGUGCAUCUCCUGCAAGGUGCAUGAUCGUUCACCAGAGUAACUUCCUGGAUAAUGUUAAGAAUCUCUUAGAAUUUGCGGAAACACUUCAGCUUAUAGAUUCCGAUCCUUCGUCAUGGGGUGAUCUCAGCACUUUUGAAUUCUCUGAAGAAGCAGACACCUCGCCUAGCCGUGUUCCCUCAGGCAAAGCCCCACAGCUUCAGCAAACAGAGGCCAGCGCUUGUAGGCCCGAAGGAUACGCUCUCUCAGACUUGAGCAAAACUAUGUUGUGCCAGGAUUCCCUUGCCUUGGCAAAAUCCUUGAUUGGCUCCAAGUGUGGCACAGCUCCGUUGGUUAUUCUGCGCACCAAGAGAGGGUAUCCCAGCCACUUAGCCAGUGGCCGUAAUAAGUCCUUCAUAAUUGCUGAUGUCAGCAGCUCAUCUCCUAAGCGCUCCCCUGUCAAAAGCCUGCCAUUCUCUCCCUCGCAGUUCUUGAACACCUCAUCCAGCCAAGAAAGUCUAGACCUGGACAACCCUACUUUAACUUCUACUCCCCUCUGUUCCCAUAAAGUCACUGUUACAACACCUGUUCACAGAGACCAAGCUUUUAAGACACAGAAGGAAAACAAUGUCUUCAGAACUCCAGCUAUCAAAAGAUCAAUACUGGAAAGUUCUCCAAGAACACCUACUCCAUUUAAAAAUGUAGUUGCAGCUCAAGAAUUCAAAUAUGGACCCUUAAAAAUGCUGCCCCAAACAUCGACUCACCUUGUAGAUGAUCUGCAAGAUGUUAUCAAACAAGAGUCUGAUGAAUCCAGCAUUGUACCUGGUUUAUGUGAAAGUGGAUCCCCUUUGCUGAAGAAAAUCAAGCAGGAGGUGGAGUCUCCAACAGGUAAAACAGGAAACUUCUUUUGUUCAAACACUUGGGAAGGAGACAGUCUGAACACACAGCUCUUCACAUAUGCACCUGCUGUGGAAGAUGUGCCAAAUCUUCUUACCAGUUCUGGUUUAAAGAUGCCUGCAUCAGAAGAGGACAACACUCACAAAUUAGUCGCAUUACAUAAAAAUAGGGCAUCAGGUAGCCCACUUCAGAUCUGUGUUUGUGGCCUUGCACUGAAGAUUAAAAUUGGCCAAAGCAUGACAAGCUUCCCAAGAGAGUGGAAGCUGUUUAUUGAAAAUGUAAAGAAGAAACAGCGUUUUGUGGCAUGUCUGCGAAGUGAAAAGUAUGUUAACAAACAGAAUUUCUGUUACCGAGCACGGGAAGAUCCUUUUGAGCUUCACCAGCGUCCAUUACACAGCACUAAGGUUACAGUAUGGUGUGAUGUGUCAUCACAUGCCAUCAUAGGCCCUUACUUCUUUGAAAAUGAGGAGAGCAUUGCAACCACAGUUACAUCUGAUCGGUAUGCUGGCUUUGCUUGA
Messenger RNA from Varanus komodoensis (Komodo dragon), 2379 nucleotides. It is a transcript of the gene MYB, whose product is annotated as MYB proto-oncogene, transcription factor. NCBI's taxonomy places the organism in Eukaryota, Metazoa, Chordata, Lepidosauria, Squamata, Varanidae. Bases 1 to 2379 code for a protein of 792 amino acids. Gene Ontology annotation, biological process: regulation of DNA-templated transcription. The transcript has 15 exons. Gene Ontology annotation, cellular component: nucleus. Gene Ontology annotation, molecular function: RNA polymerase II cis-regulatory region sequence-specific DNA binding; DNA-binding transcription factor activity, RNA polymerase II-specific. The record is from RefSeq and is a predicted model, not a curated record.